CGCAGAUCACGUUGUUAAGAGAACAGUGAGUGAUUCUAUGCUGCACUACGUCCACAGACGUCUGGUUUUCUUGACGUCAGGAGAAGUCUAGUGGACACAACGCUGCGCACAAGCACAGCAACCACAUCGCUCCCACAGGCAAGGAGAACACAUCACAGCGACAGAUCGCCAUUUAGCUGUAGUGUGGCUAAUCGGAUCAGCAUUGUAGGAUGCCUCUUGGAGAGGAUGGAAAUGGAUGGAAAAAGAAGACAUCAGACAUCAAAGAACAUUAUGACUUCAAAGAAGUACUGGGGACGGGAGCUUUCUCAGAGGUGGUUCUAGCAGAGGAGAAGAGGACCCAGAGGCUGGUGGCCAUCAAGUGUAUCCCUAAGAAAGCGUUGGAGGGCAAAGAGAACAACAUCGAGAAUGAGAUUGCGGUACUACACAGAAUCAAACACGCCAACAUUGUCACACUGGAGGACAUCUUUGAAAACACAUCCCAUCUAUAUCUCGUCAUGCAGCUGGUAUCUGGAGGUGAGUUGUUUGACAGGAUAGUGGAGAAAGGUUUCUACACAGAGAGAGAUGCCAGCCAACUUAUCCACCAGAUCUUGGAUGCAGUCAAAUAUCUCCACGAUAUGGGCAUCGUCCACAGAGACUUGAAGCCAGAGAAUCUGCUGUAUUACAGUAUGGACGAAGACUCUAAAAUUAUGAUCAGUGACUUCGGAUUGUCGAAGAUUGAGGGAGCAGGCAGUGUCAUGUCCACAGCCUGCGGUACGCCUGGAUAUGUGGCUCCCGAGGUGCUCGCUCAGAAGCCGUACAGCAAAGCAGUGGACUGCUGGUCCAUAGGAGUUAUUUCUUAUAUUCUGUUAUGUGGAUACCCUCCGUUUUACGAUGAAAACGAUGCCAAGUUAUUUGAGCAGAUUCUGAAAGCAGAGUAUGAAUUUGACUCUCCGUACUGGGACGACAUCUCAGAUUCAGCCAAAGACUUCAUCUGUCACCUGAUGGAGAAAGAACCUUUGAAGAGGUAUACAUGUGAUCAGGCGCUCCAGCACCCAUGGAUCUGUGGAGACACAGCUCUGGACAAGAAUAUCCAUGAAUCUGUCAGCGCUCAAAUCAAGAAGAACUUUGCCAAAAGUAAAUGGAAGCAAGCAUUUAAUGCCACAGCGGUGGUGCGCCACAUGCGGAAGUUGCAGCUGGGCACAAGUCUCGAGGGACCGAGUCAGAUUACUCCCACCAGUCCCUGCCAUGGACAUCUGCUCCCAGAGGAAGAGGAAGAGGAGGAGGAGGAGGAGGAGGAGGAAGACAAGUUGGGGAAUGGGGAGGAGGAGAGCUUAUCCCACUAUGAGGACGGUCGCCGUGGCAGCACCGAGGGCAGCGCAGACCGGGACAGCCUGAGAAGCUGCACCUACUGCUGCAGGCCAGCCAGUCGCGUUUGAGCCCAGCCUCCGGUUGUCAUGGUGACAUUGUAUCCCUGGAGCGCCCAGAGCCCGCCCGCCCAGUCUGGCCAGGAAUGCAGAGUAGUUAUCAGGCAGUGUCCACCAGAAUACAUCCACAGCCAGCAGGUCACAGUGUGGAGAAAUAUACUGUAAGUCUUUCCCCCACAAUAAAAAAUACAACAUACACACAUCCUGACUCAAGACACACAAGUUUUAACUUUUUUGCUUGUUGCAGAACAGAAUGCAAGGCUGCUCCCGAGUAGACAGUGAUUUAAAGAAAGGGCCAGUCUGCAUGAUAAGCAACCUAACAUAGAGUUGUCCAGCUACAGCAGACAGGAGUCAUUACAGUGUGUUCUGUAAAAUACGUUGUUGGAAGGUUCCAGUCUUCUGGAGUUUAAUCAAAGAAUAGGCAGUGGCCCAAAGGCAGACUUCUCUAUAAUUUUUGUUCUCACAUUAUCUUUCACAUCUACCUCUAUUCAUAAUUAAGGUCAGUCUACAUCCAUCUGGCUCACGCGCUCUACAUUACUGGCAGCCUUCUCCAAAAAUCUGGCCAGACAGGGCACAAAGAAAAGGGAAACACUGAAAGCUACUCCUGCAUGUCUUAAUACUCCUUACCCCUCAAUGUGACUCGCUCCGGUCGCUGACCAAGUAGCUGUUUAGUUGAAUAGAGUUCAUCUUGAGGCAUGACUUCACUGCCGAUGCCCCCCGCCCAUUUGUUCUGUUUUAUCACUUUUUUCUCAUAUUAAGUGUUUCUGUCCUUUUUAUAAGUAUUUCAUUGUUUUUUAAAGCUUUUGGACUCUAUAUUCUGGCUCAGACUGGGUUUGUGAAGAGCGGUUCUGAGUGUGUGCAUGCUUCUGUUGGAGAAAAAAAUAUUGAAAUUGAUGAAUAUCAGAAGGAGACUUUUUGUUUUAUGGCUGUUCUGUUAGGAGAGGCUCAAACUGAGAUCCCUGUGCGCCUGUAAAUCAGAAGAAUCGUAUCUGACUAUCCUCUGUGAGCUCACAUCAUGUAAGAAAGAAAGAGUUAUGGGUUAGUGUUAGUGUUGCGAAUCCACUGUGCGUGGGAAGAAAAAGAUCAUACAUCACCAUGCACAUUCUCUCUGUUCUGUUGCUGACAAGCGUCUAAAUAUUGUCCGGCUCUGGAUCUUAUGCCGGGUCGGAGGGAUCUCAGUCUGAGCGCUCCGCCUGCUCUGUGCUGUGCACCUCUAGUGGAAGAAGUUUUGGUCUACUGUUUGCAUGACCUGGUUAAAUAUGUUUACAUGAAUGAUGAUCAAUUAGUAUAAACACACGAUUAUUAUUACUCUGUUGUAUUUAAAAAUGAUGUAAUACUGUAAUUUUGAGCUAUAUAAUGUGAAGUGAGUAACACCAGAAGUAAUGUUGUUGACAAAGUACAACACAGCACAGUGGACUUAUCAUUUGCAUUUACUACGACGGUCAAGUCUCUACCCGAGUGACAUUUCUCCUGUACUUUGUUUGUUUACAACUCAAAUAUUCAGUUUUCCUGUCGUUGCUUUUGUAUUAUUUAUUUAUUCCCUUUUGAUACCCAGGCACAAGCAGAAAAAAAUACACAUAUCUUAAUUAAACGCAUGUGCCAGCCACAGU
Trematomus bernacchii (emerald rockcod) is the source of this 3013-nucleotide messenger RNA. It is a transcript of the gene camk1a, whose product is annotated as calcium/calmodulin-dependent protein kinase Ia. NCBI's taxonomy places the organism in Eukaryota, Metazoa, Chordata, Actinopteri, Perciformes, Nototheniidae. Gene Ontology annotation, biological process: peptidyl-serine phosphorylation. The transcript has 12 exons. Gene Ontology annotation, molecular function: ATP binding; calcium/calmodulin-dependent protein kinase activity; calmodulin binding. The coding region runs from base 210 to 1415 and encodes 401 amino acids. The record is from RefSeq and is a predicted model, not a curated record. Gene Ontology annotation, cellular component: intracellular anatomical structure.